This is a messenger RNA of Microcebus murinus (gray mouse lemur), 2361 nucleotides long. RefSeq names its product diphthamide biosynthesis 7 (gene DPH7). The record is from RefSeq and is a predicted model, not a curated record. Lineage: Eukaryota; Metazoa; Chordata; Mammalia; Primates; Cheirogaleidae. Gene Ontology annotation, molecular function: protein binding; diphthine methylesterase activity. Gene Ontology annotation, biological process: protein histidyl modification to diphthamide. Gene Ontology annotation, cellular component: cytoplasm.
CGCGCCCCGGAAUGAAUCAGAAGAGGCGGCUGCGAGAGAAGGUGCUCAGGCUGACCCUCACACUUCUGCUCUCGCCACGCUGGUCUCCAGCCUCGCAACCUGCUUCUGUCGCCCGGAGUCGGCGUCCCCCGAAGGCCGGAUGACGGGCGCGGGCGCCCGGAUGGUGCAGGCGGUGGACACCGAGCUCACCGCCGACUCGGUGGAGUGGUGCCCGCUGGACGGCCGCAGGCACCUGCUGGCGUGCGGCACCUACCAGCUGCGGAAGCCGGACGGCGGGCUCGGCGCCCAGAGCCAGAGUGGACUGGACCCUGAUGAACCUCAAAUCCGUUUAGGUCGGCUCUACCUGUACAGUUUAAAUGACAACUCCACUCAGCCUCUGGUUGAGGUCCAAAGAAAAGAUACUUCUGCUAUCCUGGACAUGAAAUGGUGCCACGUUCCGGUGGCUGGCCAAGUCCUGUUGGGCAUGGCAAAUGCCAGUGGAUCCAUAGAGCUGUUCCACCUGGUGGGAUCUGAGGAGAGCAGGUUCAAACUACAGCCAUUAUCCAGCCUGGCCCUGGAGGAGAAUUGUCUGGCUUUGUCCCUGGAUUGGUCCACUGGGAAAACUGGAAGGGCCAGCAGCCGUCCCUGGAAAAUCAUCAGCAGUGACUCCAGGGGGCAGCUUCACCUGCUGGCCGUGAGCGAGGAGGAGCCCAGACUGCAGAAGGUGGUCUCGUGGCAGGCGCAUCACUUUGAGGCCUGGAUUGCCGCUUUUAACUACUGGCAGACAGAGAUCGUGUAUUCAGGGGGGGAUGAUGGCCUUCUGAAGGGCUGGGACACCAGGGCACCUGGCGAGCCUCUGUUCACCAGCGAGAGACACUCCAUGGGCGUGUGCAGCAUCCAGAGCAGCCCCCACCGGGAGCACGUCCUGGCCACUGGGAGCUACGACGAGCACGUUCUGCUGUGGGACACUCGGAACAUGACGCAGCCGUGUGCAGACACACCGGUCCAGGGCGGGGUGUGGAGGCUCAGGUGGCACCCUUUGCAUCAGCACCUGCUCCUCGCAGCCUGCAUGCACGGUGGCUUUAAGAUCCUCGACUGCCAAAAGGCGAUGGAGGAGGGGCAGGAAGCGACAGUCUUGGUGUCCCAGGCAUUGCCCAACUCACUGGUGUAUGGAGCCGACUGGUCCUGGCUCCCUGUCCAUUCUCCACAGCCCAUACGCUCGUGGUCCUGUCUUCAGAGCGACCCAGGAUCCAGACCAGCAGACGUGAAGGUUGCAGGUGGGUUGCCAGCACACUCUUUUGAACGCAUAGUAAAUGACGACGGGGAGGGCCCUGCCAAACUCCAGAGUGGCGUCGAGCCACUCCCAGAGAACAGGAGUAAGACUGGCAUCGAACUGGCCGCUAAAGCUGCCAAGCCCUGUGACCGAGACACACACGUGGAAGGGGUGAGCUCGGACGUCAGCCUCUUGGCUACUUGCUCCUUUUAUGACCAUGCUCUCCACCUCUGGAAGUGGGGGAUGACCUGGGCUGAAGAUCAUGAAGACCAUUCCCAGAAGUCACCCAAGAGUGUGGCUUCGUGAGGGAACUGCCUGUGGCUCACUUGAGAUUGUUCCUGCAACCCUGGGGGCGAGUGGACAGUCACAACAGCUGUUGGCUCCCCUGCCAGGCCAUGGAAACAGACUGGGUGGUGCUGUCUGGCUGUGAGUGGGGAAAAGACUUGGUUUCAGAGAACAAACUUGUCUGUUUCUCAGGUAGAUUUUAACUUUCAGCCCUUCAUACAUGUUUAAGCAACUAUGUAUAUUAAUUAAAUUAAGUUUAAGAAGAAAAAAAGUUACUUUAUAACAUCAAAAGUAAUUUCAAAUGAACACUUAGAUCACCUCAUCGUAGCACCAGAAGUGCUUGUACAGGUUUGGCAUCCCUAAUCCACAAAUCUGAAAUCUUAAAUGCUCCAAAAUCUGAAAAUUUUAAAUGUAGACAUGUCUCCCCAAGUGGAAAAUUCCAUACCUGACUUCAUGUGACAGGUUGCAUGUAUUAUUAAAAAUAUUGUAUAAAAUUACCUUUAGGCUAUGUGUAUAAGGUGUAUAUGAAACAAUUGAAUUUCAUGUUUAAUCUCAGAUCCAUCCCAUUCCCAAGAUAACUCAUUGUGUAUAUAUACAAAUAUUCCAAAAUCCAGAAGAAUCUGAAAUCUGUAACCCUUCUGGUCCCAAGCAUUUCUGAUGAGGGAUGCGCCACCUGUAUUAGACCCCUAUGCAGAUAAACAAAAGGAAGAAGCGUAAAUCUGUCCUGAGUUGCCUUAGGGGGUCAUAAACUGGAAAUAUGUGAAGUCAGUGUGAGGCACUUAAUGAUUCCAUGAUUGUGGCAUUAAAAAAACUAUACGCUUCUA